AUGAGGCAAACAGUCGUGAGCCAAUCAAGCACGACCCAAUCAAGCACAAGUCAGCCAGGCCUGAGUCAAUCAGGCAUGAGUCAACUGCAACCAGACCCAAGCCAAUCCAGCAUGAGUGAACCAGGUAUGAGGCAACCAUGCCCAAGCCAAUCCAGCACGAAUCAACAAGGCAUGAGGCAACCAGGCCUGAGCCAAUCAAUCAUGAGUCAGCCAGGCAUGAGGCAACCAUGCCCGAGCCAAUCCAGCACAAGUCAACCAGGCCCAAGCCAAUCAGGCACAAGCCAAACAUGCAUGAGCCAAACAGAUGUACUCAGGGGUGGCUUUGGGGACAAUCCCCUUUUCUACUGCUUGAUUGCAGAAGUACACAAUCAUCAAAAACCAUCAGGCAAAGUGACUGUUGGGUUUGCCAUGUACUACUUUACAUACGACCCCUGGAUUGGCAAGUUACUUUACCUAGAGGACUUCUAUGUCAUACAAGCUUACUGAGGUCUAGGUAUUGGAGCUGAAAUGCUGAAGAGGCUAAGUCAGGCUUCUACUGACUACUACACUCGUCGAGGGGCUUUAGACCUUUCCUCCGAGGAGGGCAGGCAUCUGUUCAGGUUUAACAGAGAAGAACUCAUGGGCAUGGCAGGGGAAGAGUGA
Molecule: messenger RNA, 642 nt
Organism: Eubalaena glacialis (North Atlantic right whale)
Lineage: Eukaryota; Metazoa; Chordata; Mammalia; Artiodactyla; Balaenidae
Gene: SATL1
Product: spermidine/spermine N1-acetyl transferase like 1
Exons: 5
Cellular component (GO): cytosol
Molecular function (GO): N-acetyltransferase activity
Source: RefSeq, a predicted model, not a curated record